GCAACGGAACUAAAAUUGAAUCAGGAACAAGACCUGAGGCAUUCGCAGCGACACAAGGAAGAUGAAGCGAUGGCAAAUGUUAUGAAGAGGUGGAUAACGCCUGUUCUUGCGACGGUUCUCACAUGCGUGCUCCUCCCUGUCUAUGGUGUCGACGAGUCAGAUCGCGAGGAAUAUAGAGGGAAAUACCUUGGCAAGUUGAACGCGUAUCAUCAUCAAGUUGCUGGCGAUGUUUACGUGGUUGACGAAUACACGUUGCUGUUAACUUCCUUCAGCUACGAUGGCAACGGAGCCGAUACUUUCUUCUGGGCUGGCGCAUCGAAUCGACCUGGCCCGCAAGGUUUCAUCGUGCCUGAUGAAUGGGGCAAAACAAAUGUUCUCGAUCGAUACCUAAAUAAGGAUUUCACUCUUACCUUACCGGACAAUAAGAGAAUAACUGAUAUAAAAUGGUUCGCUGUGUACGAUCUGGGAAGCCAGAAUACGUUUGGCGACGUGUACAUCCCCGACGAGUUCGAUCCACCUGCACCACAGAAGAUCUCUCAACUAACGAAACGAUCGCACGGAGUGUCUUCGGGACCCAUUGUGAUCAUGGAUUCAAAAACUAUCAAAAUACCGGAAUUCACGUACGAGGAACGAGGAACAGACACGUAUUUCUGGGUAGGACUUGGCCCACAACCUAGUAGCAAAGGAACGAAAGUGCCAGACGAGUAUGGCUACCUGGAAUCGAUUCGUACUUACAAAGAAGAAGAUGUGAUCAUUCAACUACCUGGAGACAUGACAGUUUUCAACAUUGAUUGGUUAAGCAUAUUUGAUGUGAAGACCAAGACUAGUUACGGCUCUGUCAUCAUUCCAGAUGGAUUAAACGUGCCUCCUUCGUUAGUAAAAGUGAUCAAGCGUAUGCAGACUCUGCCAAAUUGUAUUCAACUUCACAAACGAUUUCAAGUCGGCUGGGAAAUUUUUGGUCCACAGAUCACUGUCCAAUUAACAGGACAAAUUGGUGAAGAUGAAUUUAUGGCGUUUGGUCUCUCUGGUUCCGAAACUUCUAGCCAGAUGGAAGGUGCGGAUGCGGUGAUUGCUUACGUGGACGGUACUAAAGGCUACGCGAUAGAUUAUAACAUUACCGCGAAAGCUCCAUGUGGAAAAGUCCUUGGCCAAUACAAGGGAGUCUGCAGAGAUGAACUAGUCGGUGCCUUGGAUAAUAAUCAAUUAUAUACUGCGGUCAGAGAGGAUGGGAUUAGUAUUGUUACUUACAGACGUACCCUCAACUCGUCCGAUCCAGGAGACAAAGAGUAUCCUACAGACAGACCAGUUUACGUGAUAUGGGCCUUGGGAAGAUUGGAUGAAAACAAAGAGCCAACUUUCCAUGAUGUAUAUCCCAAGAGCGAUUUGAAGUUGGAGUUAGCUCCCGAAGAACCAGAGAACACCUGUAUGGAUUUUACUGAAAAUAAUGAGAGGCUGAUAGAACCUUGGGAGAAGACAGAAAUAUUUGAUAGAAGUAUUCGGACGUUCAGAGCCACCAUCGGCCCAUCUGGAGGCAAAAAGGGCUAUCAAGGAAUUACAGGACAAACGUCUACAGGUUUAGCAUGGUACAUCGAGGGCCAAUUGGUGCCUGAACUAUACCUGCGUCGAGGAUUGACUUACAAUUUCCGUAUUCACGGCGGAAAUAAUCCUCAUAGCCCCAAUCUGUACCAUCCAUUAAUUAUAACUAACGAACCACACGGUGGAUACGAUAAACUCAGCGAUGCAGCACAAAGUACAAUUAGAGUUUUAGCCGGGGUUGAAUUCACCAGAAGAGGACAACCGAGACCAACAGCAGUUGGUCCACUUUGUUUAAGCAAACAUGGUACACGAGAUAGAAGACUAGAUGAUGAUUUCAUGACGUUCAAACAAUUCAAUAGAACAUUAGUGAGCGUGUGCGAGCCAGGUGAGGGCGGUGUUUUAGAAGUUACGCCAAAUUCCACCUGGCCAGAUAUUGUUUAUUACAAUUCAUUUACCCACGCAAAUAUGGGGUGGAAGAUACACAUAAUGGAUGCUUACUCGAAGAGCAUCGCUGUUACUCAACAAUUAUCGUUACUUGCAGGAAUAGCGGCUGUGUUUUUUCGUUUGUUAUAAACAUAGAUAUAAGCUAUUAAGAUUAAUCGUACCUUUUUAUUACACAAGUAUAAGUUGACUGAUUCUAGCAAAUAAAUUUAAAACAAAGAAUUUCAUCAUACAAGCAAAUGUUUGGUUCCUAAGUUGAAAUGAAUCAAGAUCAGAGAGAGAGAGAGAGAGAUUAAUGUAUCCGAGUGUGUGAAUAUAUUAUAAUAAAUAAUAUUUUAAUUUUA
Messenger RNA from Frieseomelitta varia, 2321 nucleotides. RefSeq names its product protein Skeletor, isoforms B/C (gene knk). The transcript is spliced from 13 exons. The record is from RefSeq and is a predicted model, not a curated record. Bases 70 to 2109 code for a protein of 679 amino acids. NCBI's taxonomy places the organism in Eukaryota, Metazoa, Arthropoda, Insecta, Hymenoptera, Apidae.